Molecule: messenger RNA, 1709 nt
Organism: Pteropus alecto (black flying fox)
Lineage: Eukaryota; Metazoa; Chordata; Mammalia; Chiroptera; Pteropodidae
Gene: CTU2
Product: cytosolic thiouridylase subunit 2
Exons: 15
Coding region: 77-1603 (508 amino acids)
Biological process (GO): tRNA wobble position uridine thiolation
Cellular component (GO): cytosol
Molecular function (GO): sulfurtransferase activity; tRNA binding
Source: RefSeq, a predicted model, not a curated record
CGGCGCGCGCGUGACGUUAUCAGAGCGCGUCCCCACGCUGGUCCCUUCGCUGUCUGUCGCGCGAUCCAGCACGGGUAUGUGCCAGGUGGGUGAGGAGUUCGGCGAGCCAGCGCCCGAGGAGCUCCCGCGGCCGCGGUCUGGCCGUGAGCUGAAGUGUAUGAAGUGCAAGGACGUCCUGCCUGUGGUGGUGAUCCGAGCAGGAGAUGCCUUCUGCAGAGACUGUUUUAAGGUGUUCUAUGUCCACAAGUUCAGAGCUGUGCUUGGGAAGAACCGAUUGAUCUUUCCGGGAGAGAAGGUGCUCCUGGCAUGGUCUGGGGGGCCUUCAUCCAGCUCCAUGGUCUGGCAGGUCCUUGAGGGUCUGAGUCGAGAUUCUGCCAAAAGACUGCGUUUUGUGCCAGGGGUCGUGUACAUCGAUGAGGGAGCAGUCUGUGGACAGAGUCCAGAGGAUAGAGCCAAAACCCUGGCUGAAGUGAAGCUGAUCCUGCAGACCGUUGGCUUCCCCUGGCACAUUGUUGCUUUAGAAGAGGUGUUCAGUCUGCCGCCAUCCGUGCUACGCUACUUUGCCCAGGAGCCUGUGGGGACCAAAGGAGCCUACAAGGUAGCCGUGGACAGUUUCCUCCAGCAGCAGCAUGCACCAGCCCAGGGGGAGGAGCAGCAGAGCCAGCCUGGCACCCAGGACCCCCAGAGCCCAGCUGGGCCACCCACAGCUGCCCAGACUGAGGCUCUGUCCAGACUGUUUGACUCAGUGAAGACGCUGACAGCCAAGGAGGAGCUUCUGCAGACCUUGCGGACCCAUUUGAUCCUGCAUGUGGCCCGGACCCACGGCUACUCCAAGGUGAUGACGGGAGACAGCUGCACCCGCCUGGCUAUCAAGCUCAUGACUAGCCUAGCACUGGGGAGAGGAGCCUUCCUGGCCUGGGACACGGGCUUCUCAGACGAGCGACAUGGCGACGUGGUGGUGGUACGGCCCAUGCGUGACCACACGCUAAAGGAGGUCGCCUUCUACAACCGCCUGUUUGGUGUCCCGUCCGUCUUCACGCCGGCUAUUGACACCAAGGCCUCCGAAAAGGCCAGCAUCCACCGGCUGAUGGAAGCCUUUAUGCUCAGGCUGCAGGCCCAGUUCCCUUCCACAGUCAGCACUGUGUACAGAACGAGUGAGAAGCUGGUCAAGGCCCCCAGGGACAGUGGCGCUGCUGGUCCCCUAGGCCCUCGCUGCCUGCUCUGCAUGUGCACUCUGGACAUCGAUACUGCUGAUAGUGCCACAGCUUUUGGAGCACAGACCUCACAUCUCUCCCAGACGCAGCCCCCAACCUCACCAGCUGAGACACCCACAGCACCCUGCUGUUCUGCAGGGGUGGGCAGGACCCAGGGCUGUUGCCAGGGGGCUGGGCCCUGUGGGAGGAAGGACCCCCGAGGCCAUGUCAUCGAGCAGCUGUGUUACGGCUGCCGUGUGAAUAUGAAAGAUUUGCCUUCCCUGGACCCCCUGCCACCCUACAUCCUGGCUGAGGCCCAGCUCCGCAGCCAGAGGGCCUGGGUCUCACAGGAGAUCCAGGAGUAUCUCAUUGAAGACAGCGAUGACGAGGUGCACACUGGUGAGAGUUGAGCCUGAGGAUGCACACCCAGGGUCACCCUGCUGGGACCUCUGCCAUGCAAGGACAGGCAGGCAGCAUGUGAUUGUCCAUUUGUAUAAAUAAAAAUGUUUUUAAUUA